CCGCCUCCUCCCCCAGGGCCUCUGGUGGCUGGCUUCUCCUUCUAAGCAUGAUGGGACAGGAGCUUUUAGGCCCAUAAACAGACAGGAUGCGAGGCUGAAGUCUUUCCUCCUUGAGAAAUGGCCAGAGAAAAGCAUCUUUCCCAACUUCCAAAAUCACACCAAUGGUUUGCUGGGGUCCACAGGACGAGGCAUGGGAAGCUUUGGGCCAACCUUUAAAAAUUACGAACGGCUGUAGCCACAUCAUAUAUUUACCUUGGUGAAAUCGCCUGUGUCUGGGCUUAAGCAGAAGGCAGCCAAUGUUCUAAAAGACAAAAUGAGAACAAGUUUUGAACCCCCAGGCUAGGUCCUGAGCCUGCAUUCACUGUAGCAGAAACUGAAAAGGCCUCUGUUAGACACUUGUAAUGGAAGGUCCAGGGGUGAGGUGGCCUCAGGCUCGGCUGGAUCCAGGGUUCAAAUGAUCUAACUAGGCCCUCUCUCUUUCCAUCUCCACAAGGGGGUUCUAAGACUGACCUUGCUGCAUCUGCACAGCCCUGUGGGUGGCAUCAAAUACCCUUGAGAGAGAGAAAGGCCCCAGCAGGACGCUGGUCUGGCUUGGGGAUGUGUGAAGUGGUCACACCCAUCGAGGCUGGGGUGGGAGUAAGGCGUCCUCUGGUUGGCCAGGCUUGGCCCAGGCUCUGGGGCUGGGUCCCUUGGGGAAUCCUCUCUGCAGGGAGAGGGUGUCUGUUGCCAGAAGAAAUGGAAGGGCCGCUAAGCUGUGAACAUUGCCAUGCCUUUCACGUCGGGGUCAGGUCUGGCUGGACUGUGAGCACGGACGGCUGUGCAGGCACUCCAGGCCCAUCCUGCCUCUGAGGAAAAGGUGGUGCCUUGCACUCAGUGUGAAGGUCUCCUGACUGGAAGCCCUCGUCAUGAACGUCACAUUCGUUUUCCCUCUGGGGCCUUCGUAGAGGGGCAGGCUCUGACACACGGACUCCUGUUGUUUGUGGGGCUCAUGUCUGGCCAGUGCUGAGGAGUUAUAAACCAGAGGCCUGUCCUGUGCCCACUAGGGCUCACAGCCCACCUCCCAGGGCCAGCCUGUCACCUCUGAACCUGGCAGGGAGCCCAGCAGCAUGGGGCUCCUGAGUAGGGACAGGCCCCCCGAAACCCAAGGUAAAGGUCUCCAGGGAGAAGGCAGGUCCGAGCUCUCCUGAUGGAUGUCUAGGCAGUUUGAAGACCCCCCAGCGUUCCACACCUGAGGAGAAGACAGAGAGGCUGUCGGGCUGACUGCCUGGUAACCCCUCUGGGCACUUCAGGUGCCAACUCUAAUAAUCGCUUGCCAGGCACCCCUGAGUUGUGCCACAGCCCCAGGUGGUCCCCACUCAUUGCCAGCCAGGCGGGGUGGCUCGGCCUCGAGGGUGUCCGUCAGCUUCUGGAAGAGCAGCAGUUUCUAACCAACUUCUCCAUCUCACAGUCAUACCACGGGGAGUUUUACCGGGACCACUGCCACGGCCUGGGUACCUACAUGUGGCCAGAUGGCUCCAGUUUCACGGGCACGUUUUACCUGAGCCGCCGGGAAGGCUACGGCACCAUGCGGGUGAAGACGCGGCUCUUCCAGAUCCAGCAGAUAAUCAGCCAAGAGCCAGGCACCCUUUUGGGAUGGAUAAGAAACAUUUUGCAACCUGCUGUCUCUGGAAGUCUGCUAUCUGAGAGAUUCCUCUGCUCAAGAAAACUUUGUACUUUAUCUUAAUCUGAACAUUCCUUUUCACUGAUCCCAUAUAAACUGGAUUUAGAUAAACUCAUGGUCAACCAGAAAAUGUUUAAAUUCAUCUAUAGCCUGAAAGCUCCCACUUUGAUUUCUCCUGCCUUUCUGAACUAAACCAAUGUAUUUGACGGCUCCUGCUUCCCUAAAACAUGUAAAACCAAGCAGUACCCUGGCCACCCGGGGCACAUGUUCUCAGGACCUCCUGAGGGCUGUGUCGUGGGCCGUGGGCACUCACACUUGGCUCACAACGAAUCUCUUAAAAUGUUUUACCGAGUUUGACUUUUUUCAUUGACACAGCUCAUUGCAGCCUUGACCUUCCAGGCUCGAGCAAUCCUUCUGCCUCAGCCUCCUGAGUAGCUGGGACCAUAGGCGUGCACCAUCGUGCCUGCUCAUUUUAUGUUUGUAGAGAUGGGGUCUCACUAUGUUGCUCUGACCGGUCUAGUGAUCCAUCCGCUUCAGCCUCUGAAAGUGCUGAGAUUACCGGCAUGAGCCACCAUACCCCGUCUUGUUGAAAUCUUAUGUAAACUUGAUGUGCUUUUUUUUGUCUGCUCAUUUCAUCAGCGGCUGAGAGAGGCUGUUCCGAACAGUUGAUUCGACGUGGACAUAUAUCUUUAUUUUCACCUGGAUAAAUACUCAAGAGUGGGGUUGCUGGUCAAAACAGGGCUGUACAAAGCGGACCAGCGGUUCGGGCCAGGCGUCGAGACCUACCCUGACGGCAGCCAGGAUGUGGGGCUGUGGUUCCGGGGGCACCUCAUCAAGCUGUGCACCCAGAGCCCUGGCGGCUUCUCCCUCCUCGGCUACCCUGAGUUCUCCAGCGUCCUCAGCCACAGCCCUGCGAGGAUCAGCCUCUCAGAUGAGGAGGAGACAGAGUGGGGACCGCAGGAGGGACAGGACCCCUUUUCCUAUGAGUACAAGCGGCUGCUUCUCCACGACGACCUGACACUGCCUCCAGAGAUGUAUGUCUACUCCACCGACAGUGAGCACCUGCCCGGGACCAGCUCUUUCCGCCGAGAGCUGGACGCCCGCCUCUUCCUCAGCGACAUCCCUCCGUUCGUUGAGGAUGAAGAACCCUGGCUCAUAACCAACGAGACCCCUUUGUUGGUCAAAAUCCAGAAGCAAACUUACAAGUUCAGGAACAAGCCAGCUCACACCAGCUGGAAUAUGGGCGCCAUCCUGGAGGGGAAGCGCAGCGGCUUUGCACUCUGCGGGCCCAAAGAGCAGCUUGCCAUGGAGAUGAUCGUAAAUGCUGAGGAAGGGAACCAUGGCUGGAUUUACGGGGUCCUGAAGGACGACUUGGCCAGUGCUGACGUGGCGGACGCAAAGGGCUACACUGUGCUCGCUGCGGCUGCUACUCAUUGCCACGACCACAUUGUCAACCUUCUCCUGGACUGUGGGGCCGACGUGAACAAGCGCUCAGACGAGGGCCUCACGCCACUCAGCAUGUGUUUCCUCCUGUACUAUCCUGCCCAGUCCUUCAAGCCCAACAUUGCUGAGCGGACCGUGCCCAAGCCCCAGGAGCCUCCACAACUUGCAGUUGCUCCAAUGCUUUCAUCAUCGUUCACGGACACAAGCCUGGAGUCUCUGAACUAUGAGGUGGACGUGCCCUCGCAGGGUAGCUGUGAGCUGAGGCCACACGUCUUGGGCAGCCAGGAGCGCAGCCUCUCCCAGGGCACCAGGCAGUCUGGGAACUCUGUGGACCAGAGGAGCGGCUCUCUGAACGGGGACUCGCCACUGGUGAAGGGCAGCCUCGGCCACGUGGAGCGUGGGCUCGAGCACGUGCUGGGAAACACAGACCAGUACACUCCGUGCAGCACCGAGACGAACCUGGAGUCCAACGUGUGUGUGUGCAGCUUCCCCAUCGAGCUCUCGCAGGCCAUGCUGGAGAAGAGCGCCCAGUCCCACAGCCUGCUGAGGAGGGCCUCGCCCUCGCUGUGCACCAGCAGCUCCGACAAAGGGAACAUAAGGAGGAUGGCGCUGUCCAUGGUUGAGCGGAAGAAGCGCUGGCGGACCAUCCAGCUGCUGCUGCGCCGGGGCGCGGACCCCAACGUGUGCCGCGUGCCCAUGCAGGUCCUGUUCCUCGCGGUGAAGGCCGGCGACACGGACGGGGUGGGGCUGCUGCUGGAGCACGGGGCGAGGACCGACAUCCGCUUCCCCCCGCAGCUGGGCACCCUGACACCACUCCACAUCGCUGCAGCCCUUCCUGGGGAGGAGGGUGUCCGGAUUGUGGAGUUGCUGCUGCAUGCCAUCACCGACGUGGAUGCCAGGGCAGCCGACAAGGACGACACCUACCAGCCCGGCCAGGUGGACCUGCUGCCCUCUAGUCUGAAGCUUAGCAACGAGCCAGGCCCUCCCCGAGCCUAUUACGGCACACACACGCCCCUCCCCGAGGAGGGGGGCAGGACGGCUCUGCACGUGGCCUGUGAGCGGGAGGACAACUACGAGUGUGCCAGGGACAUCAUCCGGCUCCUUCUGUCUCACAGAGCAAAUCCUAACCUGCUGUGGAGUGGCCACUCCCCGCUCUCCCUGUCCAUUGCCAGUGGGAACGACCUGGUUGUGACGGAGCUCUUGACCCAGGGAGCUGACCCCAACCUGUCCCUGACCAAAGGCUUGGGCAGUGCCCUGUGUGUCGCCUGUGACCUGACCUAUGAGCACCAGAGGAGCAUGGACAGCAAGCUGGCCCUGAUUGACCAACUCAUCAGUCAUGGGGCUGACAUCCUGAAGCCUGUGACGCUCAGGCAGGGGGAGAAGGUGGCAGUGGGCACAGCCGUGGACUAUGGCUACUUCAAAUUCUUCCAGGAUCGGAAGAUUGCCCACUGCCCCUUCCACACACUGAUGCCGGCGGAGCGUGAGACGUUCGUGGCAAGGAAGCGGCUCCUGGAGUACAUGGGCUUGCGGCUGAGAAAGGCGGUCUUUGCCAAGGAGAGCCAGUGGGACCCCACGUGGCUGUACCUGUGCAAGAGAGCGGAGCUGAUCCCCAGCCACAGGAUGAAGAAGAGGGACCCCAGCCUGCCCAAGGGCCUGGACGUGAAGGGGCGGGAGCAAAUUCCAUUCUUCAAGUUCUGCUGCCUGUGUGGCCGCUCCAUCGGGGUCCACCUCCUGCCCUGCCCUCGCUGCUAUGGGGUCCUGACCUGCAGCAAAUACUGCAGGACCAAGGCCUGGACCGAGUUCCACAAGAAGGACUGCGGGGACAUGGUGGCCAUUGGGGCACACCUGGAGGAGGUUUCCAGACGGAGAGAAGAGUCUCAGUGAAGCAGCGUCUGCACGCCCGGGGCCUGGGGAGGACCCAGGACUGUGUGCGAUUCUCACCUGCCUGGGCCGCCUCGGGGACGCUUCAGUUCAUGCAGGUGUUUCUGCACCUUUACGGCCGCGCGUUGUAGCAGUCAGUGUCUCCUUUGCGACCUCAAAAUAAAUUGGCCUCAUGGGG
Molecule: messenger RNA, 5162 nt
Organism: Callithrix jacchus (white-tufted-ear marmoset)
Lineage: Eukaryota; Metazoa; Chordata; Mammalia; Primates; Cebidae
Source: RefSeq, a predicted model, not a curated record